Molecule: messenger RNA, 2012 nt
Organism: Xylaria bambusicola
Lineage: Eukaryota; Fungi; Ascomycota; Sordariomycetes; Xylariales; Xylariaceae
Exons: 1
Coding region: 1-1962 (653 amino acids)
Source: RefSeq, a predicted model, not a curated record
AUGAGUGCCAGUAAAUCUCAAAAUGGUCAACAUGCUCGACAUGUCCCAACGAGGUCUUCUUCCUGGUCCGUCGGAUUUGACGACGAAAACCAGUCAGAGCUUGCCAGAAAUAGGAGUAAUGCUAGCACUCCUGCUAUAGACCUUGACAAACCACUUCCACCAAUCCCCCGAGUGGAGCAACGUACAGUUGGUAAUAAUGAGGAACCUGGCCAACAUUAUGAUAUGUCCUCUACUGAUCACCGCGACUUUGCGUAUACCCAAGGUGGCAGUGCCCAGGCACCCAACAUCAGUGCAGCUCAAUUAAAACCGGCAAAAAAUCUUCGCCGGCCUCGCCGCUACGCCAUAGUAGGGCCAGAAACGCUAUUUCAAGGUGCCCCUAUUUCUUCAACCCCCUCUAAGGGCUCCAACAAAUCUAACAAUGCUGAUAGAGCGGAACAACACAUAGCAGCCAUCUCAACUACUCCCUCUAAGGUCAAGAGCGAGGAUAACAGUGGUAGCGGUGACGAGGUAGAACAUCGUCAUCCAGCCGUUCUUCGCCCCGGGCAGGCUGCUCGGUCUACAACAGCGAGAGAUCAAAGUACUAAGCCGAUGUCAGAACACUCCAGCCGUAGUGGUUCAGGGCCGCAAAAGGCAUCGUAUGCUCAGUCCUCUCGCUGUGACCAGGAUGCUACACGCCCAGCUACAAAGUAUUCGGCUUACCGUCCUGACCGGUCUGGGAUGGACCAGAGGUCACAAGGGCAUGUCGUCCGUUCCUCGGUGAGUCUCCAUGGUGCCCCAAGCGCUCACUAUAAAGAUGCUGAUGAGGAUGAUGACGAUGCGCGGAGCGCCUACAGUAGCGCGACAUACUCAUGCACCCCUCGUCGUACGGACUAUAGUUCUUCGGCUGAACAGGACUCACUCUCAAUACCCUCAAAUGACGUCUCAUCCUCGCGUGACGUAACUUACGUCGAUGGCGUUCCCUUUGAAAUGGUCUCGGCACCUGUCACCCCUAUUCCCUCCCCCACGCCUGUUCCCACUCCCAUGGCCCCAUCUCCCGCUCCAUCUCGCGGCCGCGGACAGCACGUUUCUUCUAGAUCUUCGCGUACUCAAUCUCGCUCGCCAAGUCCGGCGUACGGAGCAUUGACACCUCACCGGCCGCGCCAAACGCAGCCAUCUUUCUUAGAACGUGCACAAGAGCGUCUCGAGAACAGUGUUAACAAGCGUCUUGUGAAAGCAGGUCUCCGGACCCCGCCUAGUUUCAGCGUCCUGAAAGUAGAAAAGUCUCCUUCAAGCGCCUCGUUGAUACCGCAGGAGCAAGAAAACGCCACUUCAUCGCCAUCAUUGGCUGAAACAUCAUGGCGGGCCCGGAUAGAGAGGCUUCAAAAACGGAGCGAGCAACCCCCUAUCCUACCCCCUCUCCCCAAAAAGCAGCGGAGGAGAGACAGCUGGGAGAUCAGCAGUGAGAGUGAGACCGAGCUUAUGUCUCGCAACGCGGUUCCUGCCGAUGCAGUUAGGAAACGGCUGAACUUGCGCAUCAACAUUGAUGUUGGUGACGGCGCGAUAGCUGAUGUUGCACAGUCACAAGAGCGAAGUAAGCACUUUAUCCCGCGAAAACCUGUUGGUGACGCUGAUAGUAAUACUUCCACGGAGUACAGCGACGACUCUUUAUUCCUCGGCCGCGGUAGCACGAAGCGUAGGGAGAACAGCUCGUUCUUCGCGUCAGAGUAUGCUCGGAAACGAGCCGCUAGUAUGGCGAGAGGCCAGACUACCGAGCUCAGUCAAGAGGAAAACGGAGAGUCGAAGAAAGCUCAAUCUUCAGCACCACUUUCGAGAGAACAGCUUCAGUUUGCUGCUCUGCCAUCGCCGGUGGAGGAUCUGCAUAAGCCUUUCCCGUUCGAUGAUCGUCGCGACUUGCCGAGCCAGACACUGCAGCAUACCUCGGCGAAGAAGGGCGGCAUGCAGUUGAGAAAGCCCACGGAUUGAGCUCGUCAUAUUGUGUGUCGUGCUGGGCGUUGAUUGCUCAGCGCUGUCGG